This is a messenger RNA of Gymnodraco acuticeps, 1062 nucleotides long. RefSeq names its product opsin 1 (cone pigments), short-wave-sensitive 2 (gene opn1sw2). Gene Ontology annotation, biological process: visual perception; phototransduction; G protein-coupled receptor signaling pathway. Gene Ontology annotation, cellular component: photoreceptor outer segment; membrane. NCBI's taxonomy places the organism in Eukaryota, Metazoa, Chordata, Actinopteri, Perciformes, Bathydraconidae. Gene Ontology annotation, molecular function: G protein-coupled receptor activity. The coding region runs from base 4 to 1062 and encodes 352 amino acids. The record is from RefSeq and is a predicted model, not a curated record. The transcript has 5 exons.
UAAAUGAGAGGAUCUCGGGCCAUGGAGCUACCAGAAGACUUCUGGAUACCUGUUCCCCUGGACACCAACAACAUCACGGCAUUGAGUCCUUUCCUGGUUCCACAGGACCACCUGGGGGACGUGUCCCUCUUCUAUGGCAUGGCAGGAUUCAUGUUCUUCAUAUUUAUCUUUGGCACUGCCAUUAACGUCCUCACCAUUGCCACCACUAUCCAAUACAAGAAGCUCCGAUCCCACCUUAACUACAUCCUGGUGAACUUGGCUGUGGCAAACCUCCUUGUGGCCGGCGCGGGCUCCUUCACUGCGUUCGUCUCAUUUUCAGCCAGAUAUUUCGUCUUUGGAACACUAGGAUGCAAGGUUGAAGGUUUUUUGGCAACGAUUGGAGGUAUGGUGAGCCUGUGGUCUCUCGCUGUGGUAGCGCUUGAAAGAUGGCUGGUCAUCUGCAAGCCACUUGGUCAGUUUAUUUUCAAGCCUGACCAUGCUUUAGCUUGCUGUGCAUUAACCUGGGUGUUUGCACUGAUGGCUGCACUUCCUCCACUUUUCGGCUGGAGCAGGUACAUCCCAGAAGGCCUGCAGUGCUCCUGUGGUCCAGACUGGUACACCACAAACAACAAAUACAACAAUGAAUCCUACGUCAUGUUUCUCUUCGGAUUCUGCUUUACUGUGCCCUUCACCACCAUCGUCUUCUGCUACUCUCAGCUCCUCAUUACGCUGAAAAUGGCAGUGAAGGCCCAGGCAGAGUCUGCCUCCACCCAGAAGGCGGAGCGGGAGGUGACCAAGAUGGUGGUCAUCAUGGUGUUGGGCUUCCUGGUGUGCUGGUUGCCUUACGCCUCCUUUGCUCUCUGGGUUGUGAACAACCGUGGGCAAACCUUCGAUCUAAGAUUGGCGACCAUACCUUCCUGUCUCUCGAAGGCCUCUACAGUCUACAACCCUUUCAUCUAUGUUGUCUUCAAUAAACAGUUUCGUGCAUGCAUGAUGGAGAUGAUGGGUAUGGGUAGUGGAAGUGACGAAGAAAGCUCAACAUCAAAAUCAGUGACUGAAGUCUCCAAAGUUGGUCCUGCUUAG